Fusarium oxysporum Fo47 is the source of this 3039-nucleotide messenger RNA. Its product is annotated as major facilitator superfamily domain-containing protein. Gene Ontology annotation, biological process: transmembrane transport. The coding region runs from base 1 to 3039 and encodes 1012 amino acids. The transcript is spliced from 8 exons. Gene Ontology annotation, molecular function: transmembrane transporter activity. NCBI's taxonomy places the organism in Eukaryota, Fungi, Ascomycota, Sordariomycetes, Hypocreales, Nectriaceae. Gene Ontology annotation, cellular component: membrane. The record is from RefSeq and is a predicted model, not a curated record.
AUGGCGCUAUAUAAAUCUACUAAGAUGGAUCACGUUCAGGCUGAUAAGGAAACCCACGAUCUUGAUGAUACGCCGCAGUCUAUUGUUGCGCAUCCUACUUGGACAGAUGACGAAGAGAAGGCAGUUGUCAGAAAGCUCGACAUGAUCCUCAUGCCCCUUCUCGUCCUCGGCUUCUACGCCCUCCAGCUCGACCGCAGCAACAUCAGCAACGCCCUAACCGACACGCUCACAACCGAUCUAAACAUCACCAAAGACGAUGUCAAUCUUGGCGACCAGCUCAUGAUGGCCGGCAUAAUCAUCGCCGAAAUCCCCUCCAACAUCAUCCUUCAAAAACUCGGCGCGCCGAUCUGGCUGACGGGCCAGGUGCUUAUCUGGGGAACUGUUGCGUUGACACAAGCUUGGGUUACGAACGUGCAUUCCUUCUUUGCGACACGAUUUCUUUUGGGGUUCUUCGAAGCUGGAUUUAUUCCCGGCGGACAGUAUAUGCUUGCGCUGUUUUAUCGGGAGAAGGAGUUGGCGUUGAGGACGUCGGUUUUUUAUUUUGGGAAUUACUUUGCUACUGCUACGGGGUCGCUGAUUGCUGCUGGUGUCUUGCAGAUGGGCGGUAUAGCUGGUCUGGCAGGCUGGCAGUGGCUCUUCAUCAUUGAGGGCAUCUUUACUCUACUGGUCUUCUUCGUCUUCAUCCUUCUUCUACCCCGAUCACCAAUUCACACGAAACCUAUUCACGGCCGUUUCGACCUUUUCACCUCUCGUGAGCGUGAAAUCAUGCACGACCGAAUCUAUCAAGAAGACAUCUCCAAGACCGAAGCGCACGCAAAGAUCACAUUCCGAGGCGUUACCGCCGCCCUCACUGAUUACCGUAUAUGGAUCCACACUAUUCUAAACGUCAUAUCUCUCGCUCCAAAGGGCGGCCUUCAACUCUACGGACCAACCAUCAUUCGAAGUCUAGGCUUCAGCAAGAUCAACUCCAACCUUCUAAACUCCGUCAGCAGCUUCCUCGUCAUUUUUCUCAGCUUCGCCAUCGCUUGGGCUUCCGACAAAACGAAGCAGCGAGGUCUAUGGUGCAUGGUCGCGUUUCUUUGGAGUAUUACAUUCGGCGGUGCUUUGUUUGGAUCUACUGAUAAAGACAAGUGGACCAAAUACGCCCUCUUCACCCUCUUAAGUAGUGGCAAUGCGUUAUCUCAAGGUCUCAAUGAUGCCUGGUUGAGUAUCAAUACUCGAUCUGCUGAGAAGCGCAGUAUUGGAUUGGCGUUGGUUGUCAUUGGGAGUAAUGCUGGUGGACUAGCUGGAAAGCAGCUUUUUCGUGAGAGUGAUGCGCCAAAGUAUACAAAGGGAUUCUUGGCUAUUGUCUUGCUGUAUGCGGCUGCUCUGCCGAUUACUGCGGUGAUUAUGGGGGUUUACUGGCGACAGAAUAAGAAAUUGGAGAGGGAGCUCGUUGAGAAUGAAGGGGAUGUUGAUGAGCAGGACGUGAUGAAGAAUGAUAGCCCCCUCUCCACCGCUGACUCUCAAAUGCCGGUCGAUCCAGACUCGAUAACAAGCCCUGUCAAGCUGAGCAUCUGCACACCGAGACAAGAUCCCCGGGCCAUCAUGGACUCACCUCACACGGACGAGAAGAACACCAUUCUGAAUGAGCAAGAACGAAAACAGGCAGAAUGUAUUCGCGAGCUGAAGAACCGCGUGAAUGCGGACCAGCGAUCUGAUAGUGAGCGUGUAGAAGCGCUUCAGAAGGAGAAUCGAUUGCUGAGACAGCAGUUGAUUGAUGUUCAGACGAAAAUGUCGCGGAUGAUGGCGUCGGUGCAGUUGUUGAGUGACUCGGUGGCUAAGACGCUUGAUGAUACGGCGAGUGGCGAGGGGGAUGAGCGACGCAGAGAUGGUGAGAGAGAAAGAGAUCAGCGGGUGAAUGGGAAGACUAGGAAUGAUGAACAGAUUGUUGAAGAGUCGGCGUUGCAGUCGAUUGACUUGGAGGCGUUUGAUCCGUCGAUUCUGGACUUUGAUGCACCGUUUUCAUCAUCAAACGUCAGCGCUCCAACGACAGAUAAUGGCAUCUCAUCAGAACUCAUCAAUGUUUCCGGAACAAGUCCAUUCUACUCUCAGAUCCCAAACAUCUGGAGCCACGAGUAUCAGAUGGGCAUGCAGCCUUAUCUAACUGCCAUCAAUGCGACAGCCGAGUCAAGCAUGGUUUUAGGGAAAGAUUACUCAUUUACCAAUUCACCAUUCUCGGAUCAUAUCCAAUUACUUCAGCGAAUGCUCAAGAACAAGCUUAAUACUCUUGGAUUUGUUCCAGAAGGUCAUAAUCCUGUCCAGAGUGUCUACCAACCAGUCCUUAUGGUCUUAUCCAUGUUCAACAGCAUGACCCGUCCAGACGUAAUGGCAUGGUACGCCAAAACACGCUUCUACCACAUCAUCGAACUCACAGCCUGGCAACUCUACCCAUCCUCCGCAACCUUCAACAAACUCCAUCCCCGCUAUCGCCCUACAACAGCACAGCUUGAAAAUCCUCACCCCGGCAUCAUCGACUGGAUCCCCUUUCCUACAAUUCGCGAUCGCUUAAUUCAGCUGCACUCUGCAAACCCUCACAUCGACCAGAUCUUCUGCGACGCUGUAACAGGCUACGUCGUUGAGGCGCUCAUGUCAGAUCUCGUCCUGGGUGCCCCGCAGAUAACGGUCUACGUGCGUGUAACAGACCUCAUCAACACCAUGUCGUCCGGAACAUCCGAGAGCGAAAACACAAUUGCCAUGCUCCCUGCACCAGACAUUUCAACGUUAUUCUCAUCACCUGCGUAUGCUCGCGCCGCGUUUAAUAAAUUGAACAUGGACAAGGGCGCGGGCUACUACAAGAUCGACCCCGCAUUCUUCGAAAAGUAUCCUGAACUCUGGGACCAGGCCAGCGAUCUCACAGCAACGGGAAUGCCGCUGAAGCCAAAGUAUCAAAAGAUCCUUACGUAUCCGAAACCGCUCGACUCCUCAACUGUGGAGACUUAUCGAAGCUUCAUCGAUUUUUCUCUCGAUGCAGCGAAUACGAUAUCAAUGUCCCCAUGA